UUAAAUUUAAUCUCAUCAGGUUUUAAACUCAGGUUCAGUUUUUCGCUGAAAUUACCGACAGAUUUAGACUUCAGAACAAAUCAAAGAAGCGCUGAAUCAUCAGUAAUGACACGGAAAUGUCUGCCUUAACUGCAUCACGCUGCUCCACUUUGCUGUUUGUUGGAGUCUUUGUGUUCGUCUCUGCAGACCAGAAAAUCAUCAUCACAGCUGAGCCUGGACAGGACGUCACUCUGACAUGUCGAGCUCCAAACAACAACAUCACAGGUGUAGAGUGGAGCAGAGCUGACCUGACAGAUGAACAUGUGCUUUUGUACCGGGAUGGGAAGUUUGAUCUAGACAACCAGCAUCAAUCUUUUAAGAACCGGUCUGAUCUGCAGGACAGACAGAUGAAGGAUGGAGACGUGUCUUUGAUUCUGAAGCAUGUGACGAUUAAUGACGCUGGACCAUACGUGUGUGGUGUCUUCAUUGAAGGAACACAAUCAUCGGAUCUCAUCAGCAUCAUCAAACUGAGAGUUGUUGAUCCUCCAGAGCAGAAACUCAUCACAGCUGAGCCUGGACAGGACGUCACUCUGACAUGUCGAGCUCCAAACAACAUCACAGGUGUAGAGUGGAGCAGAGCUGACCUGGGAGAUGAACAUGUGCUUUUGUACCGGGAUGGGAAGUUUGAUCUAGACAACCAGCAUCAAUCUUUUAAGAACCGGUCUGAUCUGCAGGACAGACAGAUGAAGGAUGGAGACGUGUCUUUGAUUCUGAAGCAUGUGACGAUUAAUGACGCUGGAACAUACGAGUGUGGUGUCUAUGUGGUAGAAAGAAACUCAUUGAAGAUUCUCAGCAGCAUCUAUCUUCAUGUUGUUCCUCCAGACCAGAAAAUCAUCACAGCUGAGCCUGGACAGGACGUCACUCUGCCAUGUCGAGCUCCAAACAAGAAGAUCAGAGGUGUAAUAUGGAGCAGAACUGACAAGCCACCAUUUGUGGUUUUGUACCAGGAUGGUCGCUUUGUUAUAGAUGACCAGCAUCCAACUUUUAAGAACCGGGUGGAUCUGCAGGACAGACAGAUGAAGGAUGGAGACGUGUCUUUGAUUCUAAAGAAUGUGGCGAUUAAUGACACUGGAACAUACAUGUGUCGUGUCCUCAUGGAAAGAACCGGCUCAUUGAAGCUCAUCAGUAUCGUCUACUUGAGUGUUCCUGCAGGUCAGACAGGAGGACACACAGAGGAUGGAGGCAAAAAAGAUGGAGAACAGAAAAACAUCACAGCUGAGUCUGGACAGAACGCCACUCUGACAUGUCGAGCUCCAAACAACAAGAUCAGAGUUGUAAAGUGGAGCAGAGCUGACCUGACAGAUGAACAUGUCUUUAUGUACCAGGAUAAACCUGAUUCAGCCAACCAGCAUCCAUCUUUUAAGAACCGGACUGAUCUGCAGGACAGACAGAUGAAGGAUGGAAACGUGUCUUUGAUUCUGAAGAAUGUGACGAUUAAUGACACUGGAACAUACAUGUGUCGUGUGUUCAUGAAUAAAACAAAGUCAUGGAGCAACAUCAGCAUCAUCCACCUUCAUGUUGUUCCUCCAGACAAGAAAAACAUCACAGCUGAGCCUGAAGAGCAAGUAAAAGGACCUGUGAUCAAGAGCACCAAACUUAAUGUUCCUGCAGGUCACACAGACAACAAAGAUGAAGGGACGGAGAAUGGAUCUUUUCGACUGAUAGUUGGUCUGUCAGUUUCUGCUGUGCUUCUUCUUGUUGUUGCUCUUGUUAUUAAUCUGAUCUGCAGAAAAUAUGAGAAGGGUUUUAGCACAAUAAAACAACAAGAGAGAAUGAAACGUAAAAAAGCAAUUGAAAGGUCAGGAAAGUAUUCCAAGCUGAACUCUGAGCCUGAUUGUUAACUCACUGUUACCCAACAUGAUGAAAAACAGAUGAUCAAGGACAGAAAGAAACUGAUGAUGCUUCAUGUGACUUUUUCCUCCUUAAGUCCAGCCCACUGGAAGACAGCUUGUACUUUCUUCUCCUCAGCUGGCAUUUUUUUAGUUUAUAAAUCCAUUUUAUCCAAUUUGACAGAGUUUACAAACUGUUAUAGACUCAGACUGGGCUGAAACUUGAUGACUUUUCCUAAACUGACCCAAAAUACAAAAUACAGAUGAUACAAUCUUUUUUUACUGUAAUGGUGUUUUGGGACAAGUUUGUCUCGUGUUUGUUCAGAUGGAUCCUUAGAUCCAUUAGUUUGACUAAAAUUAAGCAACAUUUAGGGAAAUUUGACACUGUGAAAACAUUUUCAUAUAAACUCACAAAGAUGAUGUACACACUCAUGUUUGUGUGUCUUUAAUCAGACAGAAUUGGGUCUCAUAUGGCUCACAUGAGACCCAAUUCAUGGCUGAACCCUUUAAGGGCGACAUGAAAACAGAUGUCAUACAUGUCCUGAAGUGGAUUGUGGAUUUCUGACUUAAUCAUUACAGCAGUGAGGUCAGUGUGAUGAACUAAUGCUCUGUUCUCCGGCCUGACACAGCUUUAACUCCAAACAUCUCUCCACUGUUAGAGGUUCAGUUUUUUAUGGCCUGACAGUGUGAAGCCUCCACCUACAUCACUGAACUGCUCCACCCUGCUCCACGUCUGUACUCUUGUCUCUGUGACCUUCUUUAAACAGCUUGUUUUUGUUUUUGGUGUUUUGCUCAGCUGUGACCUUUUUUAACAUUGUUUUGUAACUUUGUUUUUUUUAUGUCUCUGUAAUAAAAGUUUGUUUUUUAAAGACAAAGACAAUGAUAAUGAGUGAAAU
Messenger RNA from Pelmatolapia mariae (spotted tilapia), 2764 nucleotides. RefSeq names its product polymeric immunoglobulin receptor-like. Gene Ontology annotation, cellular component: external side of plasma membrane. Gene Ontology annotation, biological process: regulation of cytokine production; T cell receptor signaling pathway. NCBI's taxonomy places the organism in Eukaryota, Metazoa, Chordata, Actinopteri, Cichliformes, Cichlidae. Gene Ontology annotation, molecular function: signaling receptor binding. The transcript has 8 exons. The coding region runs from base 117 to 1880 and encodes 587 amino acids. The record is from RefSeq and is a predicted model, not a curated record.